Messenger RNA from Mirounga angustirostris (Northern elephant seal), 5901 nucleotides. RefSeq names its product IQ motif containing GTPase activating protein 3 (gene IQGAP3). Lineage: Eukaryota; Metazoa; Chordata; Mammalia; Carnivora; Phocidae. The transcript has 38 exons. Gene Ontology annotation, biological process: mitotic actomyosin contractile ring assembly actin filament organization; regulation of GTPase activity. The coding region runs from base 231 to 5123 and encodes 1630 amino acids. Gene Ontology annotation, cellular component: cell cortex. Gene Ontology annotation, molecular function: actin filament binding; calmodulin binding; GTPase activator activity. The record is from RefSeq and is a predicted model, not a curated record.
GAGCCCUAGGGGAACAGGAGACCGCUGGGCGGGGAGCGGAAGGCUGCUCCCACCGCCCCCGAGGGCCUCCUCCUCCGCCCCUGGCGGCGCUCCUGCCGUGGCGCCUGCGCGGCCUGGAACUACAAAUCCCAGCGGCCCCCGCGGCCCGGGCCGGAAGUUCUGUCCGGCUGCGGCGACGGUGAGGGCGGCGGCCCGGCGGCGGGAGAUUCAAACCUGGAAGGAGGAGGACCAUGGAGCGGCGGAGAGCGGGCGCGGGCCCCGCGCUGUAUGAGCGCCUCACAGCUGAGGAGAUGGAUGAGCAGAGGCGGCAGACUGUUGCCUAUCAGUACCUGUGUCGGCUGGAGGAAGCCAAGCGCUGGAUGGAGGCCUGCCUGAAGGAGGAGCUUCCUUCCCCGGUGCAGCUGGAGGAGAGCCUCCGGAAUGGAGUGCUGCUGGCCAAGCUGGGCCACUGCUUUGCGCCUGCCGUGGUUCCCUUGAAGAAGAUCUAUGAUGUGGAGCAGCUGCGGUACCAGGCAACCGGCUUGCACUUCCGGCACACGGACAACAUCAACUUUUGGCUGUCUGCAAUAGCCCACGUCGGCCUGCCUUCGACCUUUUUCCCGGAGACCACAGACAUCUACGACAAGAAGAACAUGCCCCGGGUGAUCUACUGCAUCCACGCGCUCAGUCUCUUCCUCUUCCGGCUGGGACUGGCCCCUCAGAUACAUGAUCUGUAUGGGAAAGUGAAAUUCUCAGCCGAGGAACUCAGCAACAUGGCCUCUGAGCUGGCCAAAUACGGCCUCCAGCUGCCUGCCUUCAGCAAGCUCGGGGGCAUUCUGGCCAAUGAGCUGUCGCUGGACGAGGCUGCAGUCCACGCAGCUGUCCUUGCCAUCAACGAGGCCGUGGAGCGAGGGGUGGUCGAGGACACCCUGGCUGCAUUGCAGAAUCCCAGUGCCCUGCUGGUGAAUCUUCGAGAGCCUCUGGCGGCCAUCUACCAGGAGCUACUGGCCCAGGCCAAGGCGGAGAAGGCCGCCAGUGCCCAGACCCGCGAUGGUGGAGAGAGCCGGGAUGUGUAUGAUAGCUUCCUGACUCAGGCUGAGAUCCAAGGCAACAUCAACCACGUCAACGUCCAUGGGGCUCUAGAAGUUAUUGAUGAUGCGCUAGAAAGACAGAGCCCUGGCGCCCUGCUGGAGGCCCUUCUGGACCCUGUGCUGGCCCUGCGAGGGGUCCGGAGGGACUUUGCUGACUGGUACUUGGAACAGCUGAGCUCAGACAGAGAACAGAAAGCACAGGAGCUGGGCCUGCUGGAUCUUCUGGAAAAGGAGGAGGUCCAGGCCGGUGUGGCUGUAGCCAACAUGAAGGGUGAUCAGGAACAAGCCAUGCUCCAGGCCGUGUGCAGGAUCAACAGAGCCAUCCAGAGCGGGGUGGCCGCUGCUACCGUGAAGGCGCUGGCGUGCCCCGAGGCCCGGCUGCCUGCAGUGUACCCCCACGCCCCGGCUGCGUACCAGCACGAGCUGACGGUGCUCCAGCAGCAGCGGGGAGGGGGGCUCAGCCACGAGGAGCUCUUUGUCGCCGUGGAGAUGCUGUCGGCCGUGGUCCUGAUCGACCAGGCACUGGAGGCCGGGGACGUCGGCAGCUUCUGGAGCAGUCUGGUGAACCCCACCACGGGCCUGGCCCAGGUGGAAGGAGAGAACGCUCAGCGUUACUUUGAUGCUCUGGUGGAGCUGCGACGUGCACUGGACGGGGCCGUCUUGAGCUGGAACGACCUGCAGGCCACUGUGCACCAGGUCAACGCCCAGGUGCAGGAGGAGACCGACCAGGUCCUCGCGGUCAGCCUCAUCAACGAGGCUCUGGACCAGGGCAGCCCCGAGAAGACCCUGUCUGCCCUCCUGCUUCCCUCGGCCGGCCUGGACGACGUCAGCCUUCCUGUCGCCCCUCGGUACCAUCUCCUCCUCGUGGUGGCCAAGAAGCAGAAGGCCCAGGCGACCGGGGACCCCGGAGCCAUGCUCUGGCUAGAAGAGAUCCGCCAGGAGGUGGCUAGAGCCAACCAGGACACAGACGCUGUGCAGAGAAUGGCUCUCGGUGUGGCCGCCAUCAAUCAGGCCAUCAGGGAGGGCAAGGCAGCCCAGACGGAGCGGGUGUUACGGAACCCCACCGUGGCCCUCCGAGGGGUGGUUCCCCACUGUGCUGACAGCUACCAGCGGGUCCUGGAAGAAGCCAUGGCAAAGAAGCAGCACCCAGCAGACACCGCGCUCUGGGUCCGACACGACAUGAAGGAUGGCUCAGCCUACUACUUGCACCUGCAGACCUUCCAGGGGACCUGGGAGCGGCCCACUGGCUGCCGCCUGAAUAAGUCCCACCUGACUCGGGAGGAGAUCCAGUCGGCUGUCACCAGGGUCACCGCUGCCCACGACCGCCAACAGCUCUGGAAGGCCAACAUCAGCCUUGUCAUCCAGCUCCAGGCCCGCCUGCGCGGCUUCCUGGUCCGGCAGGCGUUUGCAGAACGCUCCCACUUCCUGAGGACCUGGCUGCCGGCGGUCAUCAAGAUCCAGGCUCACUGGCGGGGUUACAGGCGACGGAAGGCGUACCGGGAGCAGCUGCGGUAUUUCAGAGCAAACUCGGAUGCUGUGAUCAAGAUCCAGGCCUGGGCCCGGAUGUGGGCAGCUCGGAGGCGAUACCGGAGGCGUCUGGGAUACUUCCAGAAGAAUGUUAAGUCCAUUGUGAAGAUCCAGGCAUUUUUCCGCGCCCAGAAGGCCCGGGAUGACUACAGGAUGUUAGUCCACGCACCCCAUCCCCCUCUCCGCGUGGUAUGCAGAUUUGCCCACCUCUUGAAUCAAAGCCAGGAGGACUUCCUGGCUGAGGCCGAGCUGCUGAAGCUCCAGGAGGAGGUGGUCCGGAAGAUCCGGUCCAAUCAGCAGCUGCAGCAGGACCUCAACCUCAUGGACAUCAAGAUCGGCCUGCUGGUAAAGAACCGGAUCACCCUGCAGGAGGUGGUCUCCCACUGCAAGAAGCUGACCAAGAAGAACAAGGAGCACCUGGCGGGCAUGAUGGUUCUGGACAAGCAGAAGGGACUGAAGUCGCUGAGCAAAGAGAAAAGGCAGAAGCUAGAAGCUUACCAACACCUCUUCUACCUGCUCCAGACGCAACCCAUCUACCUGGCCAAGCUGAUCUUUCACAUGCCGCAGAACAAAACCACCAAGUUCGUGGAGUCCGUGAUUUUCAGCCUGUACAAUUAUGCCUCCAGCCGCCGCGAGGCCUACCUGCUGCUGCAGCUAUUCAAGACCACGCUCCAGGAGGAGAUCAGGUCAAAGUUGGAGAGGCCCCAGGACAUGGUGACCGGCAACCCCACGGUGGUGAGGCUGGUGGUGAGGUUCUACCGGAACGAGCGGGGCCAGAGUGCCCUGCGGGAGAUCCUGGGCAGAGUCAUCCAGGACGUGCUGGAGGACAGGACGCUGAGCAUCCACACUGACCCCGUUCACCUGUACAAGAGCUGGAUCAACCAGAGCGAGGCCCAGACCGGACAGCGCAGCCACCUCCCCUACGAUGUCACCCCAGAGCAGGCCUUGAGCCACCCCGAGGUCCAGAGACGAUUGGACAUCUCCCUCCGCAGCCUCCUCGCCAUGACCGACAAGUUCCUUGUGGCCAUCAUGUCCUCUGUGGAGCAGAUCCCGUACGGGAUGCGGUAUGUGGCCAAGGUCCUGAAGACCACUCUGGCAGAGAGGUUCCCUGAUGCCUCGGAAAACGAGGUCUACAAGGUGGUCGGGAACCUCCUGUACUACCGCUUCCUGAACCCAGCCAUCGUGGCCCCCGACGCCUUCGACAUUGUGGCCAUGGCCGCAGGCGGCGCCCUGGCCACCUCCCAGCGGCAUGCGCUCGGGGCUGUGGCUCAAGUCCUGCAGCAUGCUGCGGCGGGCAAGGCCUUCUCCGGGGAGAGCAGACACCUGCAGGCCUUGAACGACUACCUGGAGGAGACGCACCUCAAGUUCAGGAGGUUCGUGUGCCGAGCCUGCCAGGUCCCGGAGCCAGAAGAGCGCUUUGCGAUGGACGAGUACUCGGACAUGGUGGCUGUGGCCAAGCCCAUAGUGUACAUCACCGUCGGGGAGCUGGUCAACACGCACAGGCUGCUGCUGGAGCACCAGGACUGGGUCGCCCCCGACCACUGCGACCCGCUGCACGAGCUCCUGGAGGACCUCGGGGAGCUGCCCACCAUCCCUGACCUCAUCGGGGAGGGCGUGGCCGCAGAUGGGAGCCCGGACCUGAGCAAGCUGGAGGUGUCCCUGACGCUCGCCAACAAGUUUGAAGGGCUAGAGACGGACGCGGGCGACACCAGUGCCCGGAGCCUGCUUCUGAGCACCAAGCAGAUGCUAGCCGACAUCAUGCAGUUCCAGCCUGGGGACUCCCUCGAGGAGAUGCUGUCCCUCCCCGCGACCAGAGAGCAGGAAGCGGCCCACAAGCGGCUGACAUGCCAGCGCCGGGCCUGCGAGAGCCAGACCCCGGAGCCCCUGCGCCGGCACCGCUCGCUGACCGCGCACGCCCUCCUGCCGCUGGCGGACAAGCGACGGCGCGUCCUGCGGAACCUGCGCCGGCUGGAGGGCCUGGGGCUGGUCAGUGCCCGCGACGGCUACCAGGGGCUGGUGGACGGACUGGCCAAGGACAUCCGCAGCCAGUGCCGGCAGCGGCAGCGGCGGAAGGCAGAGCUGGGGAAGCUGCAGGCCACGCUGCGGGGCCUGGACGCCAAGACGGCCUUCUGCGAGGAGCAGGGUGACUACUACGGCCAAUACAUCCGGGCCUGCCUGGACCACCUGGCCCCCCGCUCCUCGAGCUCCGGGAAAGGGAAGAAGCAGCCGUUGCUCCGUUACACCGCCGCCCAGCUCCUGGAGAAGGGUGUCCUGGUGGAAAUUGAGGAUCUUCCCACCUCUCACUUCAGAAACGUGAUCUUUGACAUCACGCCUGGAGACGAGGCAGGAAAGUUUGAAGUAAACGCCAAGUUCCUGGGUGUGGACAUGGAGCGGUUUCAGCUUCACUACCAGGACCUCCUGCAGCUCCAGUACGAAGGUGUAGCUGUCAUGAAACUCUUCAACAAGGCCAGGGUCAACGUCAACCUUCUCAUCUUCCUCCUCAACAAGAAACUUCUGCGGCAGUGAUGGAGGCCAUGGGCGCUCCCUGAGCCCUCUUCCCUGCUGGAUGCUAGUCUGACCCGCACUCACCACCGCACUUCCCUGCGGCUCCCCAGCCCGGGGCUUAGGACCCCCGGGGCUCAGGACGGGGCUGAGUGCUGGAGUCCCACACCCCCCCAGCUGGUCACAGGCAGGGUGUUCCGCUAACGGGAGCCUCGCCCUGAGUCUGGCCGUGUGGCUGAUAAGCCCCAGAGCCCUCGCCUCCCUCCAGUAGGGCAUGAGGCCAGGGCCUGCCCUUUGCCUGGGGGAGGCUGCUGCCCUCCCGUGGUCACCCCAGUAUGACCCGCACUGCCCUGGGGCCCGGGUUCCCUCCCGCUCCCUUCUCCCUGCAUGCCCCCAAGCCAGGGCUGGCUGCCCUCUCCCUGCUGCCCACCCCCCUGGCGGCUUGGUCAGGAUGGCCCCCGUCAAGCUCAGAUUUCAUUCCUUUGUGGGUCCCUCGGGGAUUUAUUCUCCCCCAGCACGUGCACCAUGCGUCACUGCGCGGCUUUGAUCAUGGCUUUAAUUCAUGCACCUUUUUGAGCUCAGAGGAGUUGUCGUGUCCCACAUUCACACUAACGUCAGGGCGCCUUGGGUCAGGGGCAGGAAGGACCCCUGUGUGUUGAAGACCCCGUCCGUCCACUUCCUACGGUACAAGGAGCGUCUCUCCCACUCGGGACUCCGACUCUUCUGGGCAGUUUCAGUCCAUCUGCACCCGCCUUCCUGUCCCUCUGCCCCUGAUGUCAUUGGAAUAAAAGCUAUCACCCCA